Messenger RNA from Letharia columbiana, 2544 nucleotides. RefSeq lists its product as uncharacterized. Lineage: Eukaryota; Fungi; Ascomycota; Lecanoromycetes; Lecanorales; Parmeliaceae. The record is from RefSeq and is a predicted model, not a curated record. The coding region runs from base 1 to 2544 and encodes 847 amino acids. The transcript is spliced from 7 exons.
AUGGCACUUCCUUCAUUUCUCUCUGCAAAUAUAUCAGAUAGUCUAGCUCCCAGCUUCCAGCAAAUCUGCAUUCUUUUUGUAUUUUUUGUCGUCAUUGCCCUCGCUGCCCGAUUCUCGCUUACAAUCAUCUCCGGAUCCAAGCAAUUGACUGUCUCCAGCGGUCUGGCAACCUUUGCCAGAUUCUUCUACGCUAGCUUCCUCAAACCGCAUAGUGGAGAUGGCGCGAUCACGGGCCAGCAAGCAGCCCUGGAGAGCUUCUACAAAGCGCAGGCCGAUGUCUACGAUGCAACUCGAAAGAGACUUCUCCGAGGUCGAGAAGAUAUGUUGGGGCUCGUCGCUGCGCAAUUGAGGUAUAAAGAAGGGAAGGGUGCAUGGAUGGGCAAGAGACCAAUCUGGGUCGACAUUGGAGGUGGUACAGGAUACAACAUCGAGGCCAUGCAAGCGUACCUCAAUGUACCAACGUUCUUUGCCAAGGUGUACCUUGUUGAUCUUUCGCCGUCUCUUCUUGAGGUAGCUAGGAAACGAUUCGACCGUUUGGGAUGGGAUGUCGAGAUUGUAUGCCAGGAUGCCCGCGCUUUUCGACUGGAUAACUACCAGACGGUGAAGUCGACGAACACCUCGAUCAGCUCCCUGGGAUCCUCCUGGUCUGAUCAGAGCACCGUCAACAGCGGCGCAGAUCUCGUGACAAUGUCGUACAGUUUGAGCAUGAUACCUGAUUAUUACAGCGUUCUGGACUCGAUCCCAUCUUUAUUAUCAUCCGAUGGGAUCGUAGGUGUUGUGGAUUUUUACGUCCAAAGUAUUGUCGAGAUCAGUGGCCGCACUUAUACUGGUGGCUCAUUCAACAGGCACGUUACCUGGAUAAAGCGAGUCUUUUGGCGUGCGUGGUUCGAUGUAGAUCGAGUUGGCUUAGAAGGAGCCCGGAGAGACUACCUCGAGUACCGUUUCGGUACCCUCAAGACGGUUGACGAGAGGAACUACCUCCUCGGUGGAAUACCCUACUACAUAUUCCUAGGCACACAGCGCGGACUUGCAUCUUCCAUGGGCACGAGCCCAGGGUAUGCGCAGGACUUCAUCGAGAGCCUGGAUGCCUCGUGCACAGAAUCCCCCUACCUUUCUCCACAGAACCACAGAGCGGAAAUGUUUCAGGCGGUUGAAAAAUCAAUCCCAGCAGAGCUCAGGUCAAAAGCCUACCAGUGCGCAGUCAUCAAUCUGAGCUCAAAUCUCCCAUUGCCAUCGAUGUUCUACCAGAACAACCAACGACGUAUCUACUACGAUGACACUCUACAAAAGCACACCCAAUUCAACAACGAGUACAUCUAUGCCUUCACGUGGGAAGACCCUCGAGUCGAUCACCGCCUCCUAAACAUCCGCAGUGAUGAUGUCGUUCUCUGCGUAACCUCUGCCGGAGAUAACGUAUUGGACUAUCUCUAUCAAGCAGGUCCAAGACGCAUACAUGCAGUUGAUCUCAACCCAAAUCAGAAUCAUCUUCUGGAAUUGAAGAUCGCGGCAUUCCAAAGCCUUCCAUAUGCCCAAGUAUGGAAGAUGUUCGGCGAAGGCAGGUUCCCUGCAUUUCGUCAAGCUUUGAUCACCAAGCUCAGUCCUCAUAUGAGUUCGCAAGCAUGUCAGUACUGGCUCAAACACGCUAGCAUAUUUAGCUCUACCCGUGGAUUCUACGAGACUGGCGGCUCUAGACAUGCAAUCAAGCUUAUCCGCUCGCUAUUCUGGCUCCUCGGACUCAGCAACGAUGUCAGAAGUAUGUGCAACGCGAAAACCUUGAACGAGCAACAAGAGAUCUGGCCUAGAAUCCGAAGAGUCCUCCUGAGUAGAGCCUUACACUGGACAGUCGUCAGCACAGAGUGGUUCGCCUGGAAGGCGGCAGGCGUUCCCCCUGCACAGCGAAGGAUGAUUGUUGAGGACCACCGAGACCAAGUCGAAAGUGACCUGCGAGGCGAGGCUAUCUGGGAGUACAUAGUCAAUACGCUGGAUCCGGUUGUCAAAAACACGCUUGUUGGCGAUGACAACUACUUCUACCUCCUGUGUUUGCAGGGGAGAUACUCGCAGAGAUGUCACCCGCAGUAUCUAUCAAACAGAGCGCACCGCAAGCUCUCCCAGCCCGGCGCGUUCGACGGAUUACGCAUCCACACCGACGAGCUUCAAGAAGUGAUUUGCCGAAUUGCUCCUGGUACCUUGAGUCAUGCCGUAGUCAUGGACAGCAUGGACUGGUUCUGCCCCGGCGACACCCAAGCCGUCACCCAAGUGCAAUCAUUACACCGCGCCUUGAAGACCGGCGGUAAAGUUCUUUUGCGCUCCGCAGGCCUAAAGCCUUGGUACACUGCUGUAUUUGAAAACAACGGUUUCGCAACACGAAGGGUUGGUGCCAGGAUGCCGGGGACUUGCAUUGACCGAGUCAACAUGUAUGCCUCCGCCUGGAUCUGCACCAAGCUGCCCGAUCCGACCACGGCAAGCUACGAGAACAUGAUGCUGCCCAGCCCUACAUUGUCCGUGCAUUCGAGGACGCAUUCGCUUGAGAAGAUCGAAGAGUGA